Messenger RNA from Alternaria rosae, 1149 nucleotides. RefSeq lists its product as uncharacterized. The record is from RefSeq and is a predicted model, not a curated record. NCBI's taxonomy places the organism in Eukaryota, Fungi, Ascomycota, Dothideomycetes, Pleosporales, Pleosporaceae. The transcript has a single exon. Bases 1 to 1149 code for a protein of 382 amino acids.
AUGGAAAGCAUAGCACAAGUAAAGGUGGUCGUGCUUACGGAGUAUACAACUGUGUACCCCACAGACGUUGCCCAGGCUACGUUCGAGCCGUCCGCAUCUCUGACGACCGCCGUUAGUCUUUCCACUAGCCUGAACAGCAAGAUACCUGAACCCACGAUUUCGGUUUCAUCGGCUGUUCCCUCUCAGACAUCGCGGCCUACUUCUUCGCCCACUGUUAUCCCGCUAGGUCCAAAGCGCCAAUUCAACGAUACCUCCGUCAUCGUUAUCCUUUCACUGUUCAUCCUCUUUGCCAUUCUUCUCAUUGCAAUGGUUGGUUACCUAAUCCUCAUGCGUUUCAAAGAUAAAUGUUCCUCGUGCCGUGAUCUGCAGGAGCAGAUCUUGAAGUGGGAGAGCGGCGAGCUGAAAUGCAUCACACGGCAUAUGAUUAUGGAGCGUGAUAUGCUUAACAAGACCCCUUGGGCACACUACACUUCAUCAGAACUCGAUCAGGAAACUGGAUAUCUUGGGCACAAAAUGUCUCGCGCACCGACUAUCUACCAAGCUAAAAGGCAGAGGAGACCGUCGUUCUUCCAAAAAAUAAAAGCUUGCAUUGCCCGUGGAGGCAAGUCAUCAGCUCGAGCUCCAGAUUUGCCGACUACCUACAACGAUGGUCAUCAGUAUUCGGCUCGCUCCUCUGCAUAUUUGGCGUCUUCUACAUACUACGAUCCCGAAAAAGACGACAAAGAAAUGCGUGUCUUCACAGACGUCUCGGUACCAGCUAUUUCCAGCGUUCGUGGACCUCUCCGCAAAGAGUCAGAUGAGCCAAAGCGCUAUACCGCAUACGCACAGUCUGAGGAUGAUGAAGACUACUCUCUUCAAAACGAGAUGGACAUCGCCCACGCGAUGGCGAGUUUAGAAUCUAGAGAGUACAAGGACGCCAAUGCCAUCCUCAACCGCCAAUCUGCAACAGGCUCUGAGACUCGACGCGCUCUGGGAUUCGUCGAUACUAAAGACCAACAGAUGAAGGUCGCACUUCAUCCCAGCCUGUACUCCGAGGUCGACAAAUCUCUAUAUGAACCACCAGAUGCUAAUACCACUUCGCAAGCUGGGGAGUACCAGCCGUUCAGCUGGCGCAAGAAAGGCCGUAAACCGCCAGACCUGGGAGACUAG